ACCUCUCGAUUGUUCGGAGAGGGGUGACCAAUGAGGAAAAAGAUAGGUCGCGACAAUAUAUACAGCCGUAGUACUAACAGUUACAGGUGGAUAUAUCCUAGCUAACGCACAAUGAUGGUACAUCGGCACACGGAAAAGUGGAUCCGGAGUCCGGACCAACGGUCAACCAAGUCACAUCCCUGGCCUGGGAAUAACCUUCUGUUGAACACCUCACAAGGGCAUGACCAAGAAAGGAAACGGAACUAUUCGAGCCGAGUGCAUAUCGUCAAGACAGAAGGUGCCAGCGAGCAUGCGCCAGGAGAGGACAUGAAUUGUCGACUCGAGGAGAUGUUGGAGACCAUUAAUCAUUCAUCAUAUUCCUAUCAUCCUACCAAUAUUCCACAUCUUCAUUGUCCAUCGGAUAUCAUGAUAGUAUCGAAAAACACGCAAGAAUGGAACACAUUGCAGGGUUUGAAUUACGAUGAACCUGCUUACGAUCACGAUCCGUGGAGAAAGCUGAUUUCAAGGACCAACAAACUAAGCACACAGCCAGAGAACGUUCUGGAGGGCAUGGAUAUCCUGCUGAAAAGGGUCCUAGGAACGGGCAGAAAGACAGUUGCCCGUACGAUCAAAGCCCGGGGCACGCCCCUUUCUGUAGCCUACGCUGGAUCUGGACGGGCACAGUGUAUCAUUCUGUACAAGCCCGCGGCGUGA
This is a messenger RNA of Suillus discolor, 693 nucleotides long. RefSeq lists its product as uncharacterized. The record is from RefSeq and is a predicted model, not a curated record. Bases 112 to 693 code for a protein of 193 amino acids. Lineage: Eukaryota; Fungi; Basidiomycota; Agaricomycetes; Boletales; Suillaceae. The transcript is spliced from 9 exons.